This is a messenger RNA of Pungitius pungitius (ninespine stickleback), 2576 nucleotides long. It is a transcript of the gene jpt1a, whose product is annotated as Jupiter microtubule associated homolog 1a. Bases 176 to 634 code for a protein of 152 amino acids. The record is from RefSeq and is a predicted model, not a curated record. The transcript is spliced from 5 exons. Gene Ontology annotation, cellular component: nucleus. Lineage: Eukaryota; Metazoa; Chordata; Actinopteri; Perciformes; Gasterosteidae.
GAAACAUCUCCUUCUGGUCACUUCCACGCGUGUCCAGUCAGAUUCGAGGCAGGUUGAUUUUUGGGAACCACGGGCUGGGAUAGACAAUGAUGAGGCGGUGAACUGCAGCUUAACCAAAGUGUAAUUCGCGCCUAUCCUGUCAGACAUACACACAUUCACUACUUCUUCGGCAGAAAUGACGACGACCAAGAACUAUCAAGGGAUGGAGCCCGGUUCCAAAAGCAGUUCCAGGGUUCUGCGCCCUCCUGGCGGCGGGUCCAACUUCUCGCUGGGGGCAGAUGAGGAAAAGCCUCCCGUCCGGAAAGACAAGAUGGCCUCCAGCGUCUUCGCUGAGCCGGAGGACCCUUACGCUAACAGAAGGAACAACCCACCAGGUGGGAAGCCCACAGGUGUGCUUUGCGGUGAGCCGUCAGCCCCCCUGAGGAGAGGAGGAAACCAGACCACCGAGCCCACCGCGGACGCCCCCGCCACGGAUGGAGAAAAUUUUGUACACAAUUAUGAAAACAGCGCUCCUGAGCCCGAAGCAGUUGCGGAGCAGAAGGAGGAGGCCCCUCCAGCCGACCACGCCGCUGCAGGAGCACCCUCCGGUCGCAGGAAUCCCCCCGGGGGCAAGUCUAGCCUCAUCCUGGGAUGAAUGCCAGUCGGUCACCCCCCCCGUCCCGUCCCCGUCCCCGUCCCGUCCCGCCAUUCUUCCACUCAUCGCUGAACUCGUCUUUUUUUAUUGCUUUUAUUUUUGUAACAAAGAACCUCGGCCCAUUCGUCUGAACCGCAGGAAUCGUAUCUGGUGUGCAACAGACACCGGUCUCCUCCACAUCCCUUAAGUGCAUUGUUUUGAUACCUCUUUUCUGGGAAAAAAAAGAAGUUUUGUACCGUUUUGUUUGUUUGUUUGUUUUAGCCAAAGCACUUUAUGUAUUUCUAUGUACGGUUCAAAGUCCGCCUUUGCGCCCAGAAACACUGGCUGCAAGGAUCACACCUCUCAUAGCGACCAAUUCAUCUCCUCAUUUUAUUGCGAGGGCAAAAGCUGUGAGUGGAGCAGUUUACAGAACACGAGCAAAUAAAGAAGAAAAUACACUGUGUUCUGUUUCGACCCAACUUGCAUGCACGUCUGGUCUGUAAACGUAUGAAUGUGAGAAGAAAAAUAACUGUGAAGACUUUUUUAAAAAUUGUUAUUAUUAUUUAACUUGUUUUGUAAUUUCUUUUUUUUAAAUUGUGGAAUAAUUGUUGUAUUGUUGCAUGAAGCUGGAAUCUUUCUACCGAUUAUAUUGUAAUCCACUUCCCAUGAAUUACUGUCAUUGUGACCUGAAGGGUGCCAACAUAUAUUCAGAUAACUCACUGACAGGUGAAAGACUCGGAAUAAGCCUUUUUUUUUAUAUUGCAGUCACAGACUUUGGAUUAUUGCAACCCCAGUGCCGGUUUUGAGUGCCCCGUGUUUUUUAGACGUCAAAUUUACUCUCGUAAUAAAGUGUGCCUGUUAAAGUGUGAGGCUACACCAUCAAAUGAGGUUGGGUUUCCUCAAUUGCAUCUGGCCAGAAUGAAGGAAACAGAGCUUCACCAUUGCCAAUCACGGGAUCAGUGGAAUGUUGAUGGUCCUGAAGGUGUUUCUGGUAAAAACCCAUCCUAGAUUUGACAAGUGACCUUAUGACAGCUCAGCCUCCCCCCCCCCCCUCCCCCUCCCCACCCCCAUCUGUUUUGUUUCUAGCCUCUUCACCCAUCUACAUGUGUUGAUCAUUCUGCUCGCUAGAAAGAAGUAACAGCCUUUUUGUACACGUCAUCGCCGCAUUGUUUUAAAACCAAAAGUCAAGCUUCACGUCCUGCUUCUGUCUCGUUGAGCUCGUUGAGUGUCACACGGCCGCAGGGUAGGAAGAACUACGCGUCCGGUUAAACGUGUCAUGAUGUAAGACCUGAACACUUCUGUUACACGUUCUAUGACAGUUCUCUUCCCUGGAUGUUGACUCGCCGCAGACGUUUGAAAUCAAGUAAAAUGGCACAAGUGGUAAUGAAAAUUAAAUAUCAAUUUUGACCAUGUGCUGAUGGGUUUGCUGUGUGUGUGUGUGUGUGUGUGUUUCUAGUUUAGAACGAUGACGUUUCAGUGGUUAUGAUGGUUCCUCAUGUCAAUGGGGAAAUAACACCAAGAAGGCGUUGCAUUCUAAGGUGAUAUCCUAGAUUUGAAUGUCUUUCUGAAUAACGGAUGAUUAUUAUGAUGUCUUUCUCCACCUAUUUAAGUUAUAGUUAACUUGUUAUUUUAAUACUUAGUGUAAACAUAAUGCAUUGGGUUCGCGGCUAUUGUUUCAUGAACACACGCGUGAUUUACUUGUAAAGAAAAAGAGGUUAAACAGAGAACAGCACUAAAUUGUAAAUGUAGCUUUAUGUAUGGAAACAUCGUAAACCUCAUUGGAUUACUAUAAUCCUCGCUCUGCCGCAUUCUCCUCCUCCGGCAAAUCAGCUUCUCAAAUGACCGCAUCAUUCCGAAAGUGAAAGUAAGGAACCGGACCCGAUCCUCGCGAGGCUCGCAGCUCGCGACAAACCCACUGACAGCAGACUGUGGAGAGGUCGCAUCGUGAAGGAGCGUGUAUGGU